Geodia barretti is the source of this 408-nucleotide messenger RNA. NCBI's taxonomy places the organism in Eukaryota, Metazoa, Porifera, Demospongiae, Tetractinellida, Geodiidae. The record is from the annotation of a GenBank genome assembly.
AUGGGAACCGUGGGGAUUGACCACAUCGCGAUGCCCACCGCCGACGCCGAGCGGUUGAUGGCGUUCUAUAAGAAACUGGGUUUUGCCAUCAACGACGAGGAAGCAUGGCGGGCCGGGACGGCCAACAUCUACUCGAUCCAGAUCGGCGAUUCCAAGAUCAACGUGCACCCUGAAGGGCACCUGGCCGACUAUCGGGGACCCACGGCCGUGCCUGGGUGUACGGACAUCUGCUUCGUAUGGGAUGGCACGGCUCAAGAAUGCCAACAGAUGCUGGCAGACGCCGAGGUCGAAGUGAUUCGAGGGCCGGGUCCGCGUAAGGGCGCGCGCCAGCGAGGCGUACUGCCAGCGGUGAGCCUGUACGCCAGGGAUCCGGACAACAACCUGCUGGAGUGGAUGAUUUACCAGUAA